Messenger RNA from Schistocerca nitens (vagrant locust), 1068 nucleotides. Its product is annotated as trypsin delta-like. NCBI's taxonomy places the organism in Eukaryota, Metazoa, Arthropoda, Insecta, Orthoptera, Acrididae. The record is from RefSeq and is a predicted model, not a curated record. The coding region runs from base 12 to 782 and encodes 256 amino acids. Gene Ontology annotation, molecular function: serine-type endopeptidase activity. Gene Ontology annotation, biological process: proteolysis. The transcript has 2 exons.
AAGCCUUUGAGAUGUUUCAACUAGGCCUCGUACUGUGCGUGUUGGCUGCCGCCUGCUGCGCAGCGCCCUCCCCGAGGGGUCCCUGGUUCGGACCCCGCCCAGGGCCCCGCAUAGUGGGUGGGGAGCCCGUGGACAUCUCGCAGUACCCUUGGCAGAUCUCGCUGCAGGUGUUGGGAUUCCACGGCUGUGGCGGCUCCAUCAUCAGCCCCACGUGGGUGCUGACGGCGGCGCACUGCGUCGACUCACUCCCGGCUGUUCUGUUGUCCGUGAGAGUCGGCACUUCCACACGCGAAAGCGGCGGCACGGUGUACGAGGCCGCAAAUUAUGUUGAACACGACGGAUUCUCUUACGCCACUGCUGACUUUGAUAUCGCUGUCGUCCAGAUAUCCGGCUCCUUCUCCUUCGACAGCAAUGUGCAGGCGGUCAGUCUGGGCACUUCAGAACCAUCUGCAGGCACAGCGGUGACCAUCACCGGCUGGGGAGACCUGUCCGAAGGGGGGACGUCACCGCGCCAGCUGCAGGCCGUCACCACGAACGUCGUCUCGCGUGACUCGUGCAACGUCAGCUACGGUGGGCAGAUCACGGAGAGGAUGAUCUGCGCCGGAGACUCGCAAGGCGGCAAGGACGCGUGCCAGGGAGACAGCGGCGGUCCCCUGGUCGUGGACUCCACCCAGUACGGCGUCGUGUCCUGGGGCAACGGCUGCGCGAACGCCAGCUACCCUGGGGUCUACAGCAAUGUCGCCGCUCUGCGGUCCUGGAUUACAGAAAACUCCGGUGUCUAGCUGCCUGACGCCUAUAGCGUUCGGAAGCUUUUCAACAUAGCUCCAUGCUUUAUACUGUCAGUUGUCAACAAAUGUUUUUUCAGCUGAAACAUCCUCAUGUCAAUGGCAACCGAAACUUUUACUAAGUAUUAUUCCUUAUUAUCUAAGUGGAAAUUCAUCCAGUAUUAUUUACUUAGACUGUAACAGUUCUCCUCCACGGGCAAGAAAUAUUACGAAUAAUUGUGUAUCAGUUAAUUGUAUUGUGAAUAUUAACAGUGUCCUUACUAUAGCAAGAUCCGACAAAGAA